CAGGGGAGGGGCUCGCCACCGUCACUCUCCAUGGGCUCUGGCCCCGACGGUGUUUAAAGGGCGGAGGGCUGGGCCGGGCUGGUCGCACCCGGGCGCUGCUGGCGGCCAAGCUGGAUGGGUCGCCAGUGAGUUUCGGUGCGGCACCGCUGGCCCAGGCCCGGGCGCGGCUGGACAUGGCCACCUACUGCGACGACCUGGGCCCCUCCUCGGCCCCGCCCGGCCAGGCCCAGGCCACUGCGCACCCCCCGGGCUAUGAGCCAGGGGAUCUGGGCGCGGUGGGCGGGGGCCCCCUCCUGUGGGUGAACGCGCCAGCGCUCAGCCCCAAGUCUUACGCUUCGGGUCCCGGGCCUGCGCCGCCCUACGCGGCCCCGGGCUACGGGGCUCCCGGCCCGCUCCUCGGCGCCCCGGGCGGCCUGGCGGGCGCCGACCUCGCCUGGCUGAGCCUCUCCGGCCAGCAGGAGCUGCUGAGGCUGGUGCGGCCGCCCUACUCCUACUCGGCGCUCAUCGCCAUGGCCAUCCAGAGCGCGCCGCUGCGGAAGCUGACGCUCAGCCAGAUCUACCAGUACGUGGCUGGUAACUUCCCUUUCUACAAGCGCAGCAAGGCGGGCUGGCAGAACUCCAUCCGCCACAACCUGUCGCUCAACGACUGCUUCAAGAAGGUGCCCCGCGACGAGGACGACCCAGGUAAAGGCAAUUACUGGACCCUGGACCCCAACUGCGAGAAGAUGUUUGACAACGGGAACUUCCGAAGGAAGAGGAAGAGGAGAGCUGAAGCCAGCGCGGCCGUGCGCUCGGGAGCCAGGAGCGUGGGAGGGGCUGAGGCGCCAGCGCUGGAGCCCCCGAGCGCGGCUUGCCUGGACCUGCAGGCCUCGCCCUCUCCAUCCGCACCCGAGGCCGCCACCUGCUUCUCCGGUUUCGCCUCGGCUAUGAGCGCUCUGGCUGGCGGCCUUGGCACCUUCCCCGGGGGCCUGGCGGGCGACUUUUCUUUCGGGAGGCGGCCACCGACGGUCGCCACCCACGCUCCCCAGACCCUUAGCCCCUCCCCUGGCUUCGCCCCUGGCGACCAGACCGCGGCCACCGGCUUCCGCCUCAGUCACCUCCUCUACAGCCGGGAAGGGACCGAAGUUUGAAGGGAGGCUGGAGGCUAGCCGGGUGCGGGUCCAGAGGUGCUGAGCUCAGGCCUCCGGUUUCCCCUGGUGACAGCCCCACGUGUUGGCGUUGAAGGCCUUGGUGCCCUGGGAGGAAGCGCAGAGCCGGGGGCGGCUCGGCCAGCAGGGAGCUGGGCUGAGCGGCUCUUGGGCUUUGGGGUGGGUGGCCCUUCUGCUGUGCACCCCUCAUCCAGGCGACCUUCGGAGCCUCCCUGCUCUGCCUCUAAGUCCAGCCGCCCUGGGCAUCUAGAACCUGUGCUCUCGAGGGAUUUGCCUUGAAGGGGCGGCGGGUCGGCCCUCAGCUCCAGCGUUUUCCAAGGAGGCUGGCUGGCUCCAAAGAGCCUUAGAGCAGGUGGGAAGAAGGUGGGCUGCCAGAGCGGCCCGGGUGGUGGGGGCCCUUUCCAUCUCCACCCAGCUUGGCCGACCUGGCUCAGGGCCUUCCUUUCUGCUUCAGGGAAGCUGCCGCAGGGGCUGGGGGACAGAGCUUAGGAGCAGCUGCAGUGGGCUCCAGGUGGGCCAGGAGCCUGCAGUGAGGGGAUCUGAGACAGUUGGCAUUGGGUCCUGUGUAAGGAAGGUCUUGCUAAUGGUUGGAACUGCUGGUGGUGGGAGAGAGAAGCACUGCGUGGGCAGAAAGCGCCCUUGGGAUACCAGCUCCCUUCCGUGUCACUCAGCCCUGGUCCUUGAUGACCCCCCUCUAGGACAAGGCAACUCCCCAGGGCCCCACCACCACUGACCACAGGAGCAGUGCCCAGCACCCAGGAGUUCCCCAAGGGUCCAGGUUUGUGCUUCCCACACUCACACACCCACACUCACACCCACACCCACACCUACACUCAUACACACACACACUCACACACUCACACUCACACCCACACUCACACCCACACCCACACUCACACCCACACCCACACUCACACCCACACCCACACCCACACUCACACCCACACCCACACUCACACCCACACUCACACCCACACUCACACCCUCACACUCACACCCACACUCACACCCACACCUACACUCAUACUCACACUCACGCCCACACUCACACACUCACACCCACACACACCCACACCCACACUCACACCCACACCCACACUCACACCCACACCCACACUCACACCCACACCCUCACGCUCACACCCACACCUACACUCAUACACCUACACUCACACACCCACACCUACACUCAUACACCUACACUCAUACACCCACACCCACACUCACACUCACACCCACACCCACACACACACCCACCCACACCCACACUCACACCCACACCCACACUCACACAGGCUCAUGGAAGGCCACACUUGUUUUGGUCUCUUUCCCCUCCAAACCCACAGUUUGAGCCAAAGCUGUGCGUGUGUUCAGAGCUCCUGAACAGCAGCCUCCUGUGUAAAUUGAACCCUGCCCCACGCAGUUUGUUCUUAGAGAUGGUAUCUUUGUGAGGGACAAGGAGCCCCCAGUCACUGGGAAGAGGAAUUUUUUGGCCUCUGUACUCCUUAGAGGACCUAACUGCCCCAGUCAGAUGCCCUGACUCUUUGUGGCAUCUGGGACUCCCUGCAGAUGGAGACGUUGGUGGGGGGUACCCACCUUGUUGUUGAUGGGGGUACCUAUCUUCCCUGCAUUUUGGAGGAGGGUGGGAGGGGGCCUUCCC
Molecule: messenger RNA, 2808 nt
Organism: Gorilla gorilla gorilla (western lowland gorilla)
Lineage: Eukaryota; Metazoa; Chordata; Mammalia; Primates; Hominidae
Gene: FOXI2
Product: forkhead box I2
Exons: 2
Coding region: 174-1130 (318 amino acids)
Biological process (GO): cell differentiation; regulation of transcription by RNA polymerase II; anatomical structure morphogenesis
Molecular function (GO): RNA polymerase II cis-regulatory region sequence-specific DNA binding; DNA-binding transcription factor activity, RNA polymerase II-specific
Source: RefSeq, a predicted model, not a curated record